This is a messenger RNA of Eurytemora carolleeae, 931 nucleotides long. RefSeq lists its product as uncharacterized. NCBI's taxonomy places the organism in Eukaryota, Metazoa, Arthropoda, Copepoda, Calanoida, Temoridae. The record is from RefSeq and is a predicted model, not a curated record. Gene Ontology annotation, molecular function: A2-type glycerophospholipase activity. Bases 38 to 859 code for a protein of 273 amino acids. The transcript is spliced from 13 exons. Gene Ontology annotation, biological process: phospholipid metabolic process; arachidonate secretion.
AAAAUAUUUCUAGGGGGCAUCAUUUUUUUCAGUGAAAAUGAAAUAUUAUAUUCUAUUAUUUUUUGCUGUUCCAGUUCUAUCACAAGAACCAGGGCCCAAAGACACUGCUCAUCAGAAAGAUACUUUUAUAAGAAUAGAACAGUUAUAUGAGAACAGAAAGAGUGUACUGUUGGGAGAUCCUACACAUCUUGUACAACUACUACUGGAGCAGGAUGGUCGUAUUGUGGACUGUACUGCAAGAAGAAGAAGUAGUUUUGCCAUGGGAAAUAUAGUAGAGGAGGCAUCGAUCGCCGAAGAGACGUUAACUAUGCCACCUGGCGUUGAGUAUUUAGAGAUGAUUGUUGAUGUAAGCUGGUAUGCACGGUACUGUAGACGUCAUGUCAGAAAUACGAUGCGUCAAGGAGAAUAUGGUGAAAUAGCUGCACCAGCAAAACAACUCUAUGAAGAGCUUAAAGACAGGAAAUGGCUGGACCGAGGAGUUGAAGGAACAAACUUCUGCAGAACUAGUCCUACAAAGAUUAAAACUUCAUUGGAGAAUUUAGGGGAUAAAAAAGAAUUGGAUAAGUGUUGUUUAACCCUACAGACUUGUGAGGACUCAAUAACUCCACUGGAUUAUCUUAACAAUACUCUAAAUGCAGAUCUGACUACUAUAUUUUCCUGCGAGUGUACAGUACAAUUUAAACAAUGUCUGGAAUCAACUCCCUCUCUAGACUCCGAGCGUAUUCUAGGAAUUUGGGAGAAAAUAACCAGAUGCUACAUAUUAGAAACUAGAAAACAGUGCUUUGAGUACAGUCCUUGGUUUGACACCUGUGUAAAUGGAACAACAUUUGACAAAGCAGUGGUACAAAAUAUGCAGUAGUACAGAUACCACUACAAUUCUAAAUAAAUUGUGUAAUGGCCCUAAUAAAUUGGCGGUAUUUACAACUAUAAA